CAUUGAUUGCAUUUUUCCUCAUAGCUUUCUGUGUCAACCUCCUAUUACACCGAAAUAGUCUAGACUUCGUAGGACUCAUAGGAUGGUUAUGAUCUAAACAAGCCGUUGAAAUCACACAUCCUUCAGCAUAAUUUAUACGUGCUCUUAUUUUGGCCAAGCAACCAACUUGCACUGAAGGUAAGAGGCUUCAAAACAUUUUGUGCACGACUUUGUCUUUAUUCAGCGCGCCCGCACUCUAAUGCAAUUGCAAAUGUCAUUCCAUCCGCAUCUUUCCUAGAAUUCCUUAUUCUAACAGGAAACCCUACUCUUCUCCCGUACUCCUUGUAGAAAUCAUACACUGCAUCUUUACUGGGGAACUCCAUACCAACAACGAGGCCUUCAAUACAAAUCUAUUCUUCCUCUUCAUCUGUUAUUUUUUAAAAAAUACAUGUUCACUUCAACGUACAUUUAUCAUUUUGUCUCUACAAACAAACAAUAAUAUAUAUACAUAUGUCUUCACAUAUGCAAUUCAUUCACCACAUUUGUCUUCACAUUAUCAAUACAACCAUGUUUCCAAAAAAGCACACACAUUUAUAUAAAGACUUUAACAACUAUAAAACCACUCUCACUUCAAACAACUAUGACACCGUGUUUACUUUAGACUAGACAGACACUGCAGUUCCAAAUUGUAUGUCCGCCAAACAAAAUACAAAAACGACGGAAAAAAACAUACUCUUCUCCAAGACUUCAACAUCUUCAUCAUCUUCUUCCCUUAAAGUCGCUUCUACUUCAACAGCAACCGGAGAUGGCGAAUUACCACCGUCACCCACCUUAUCAACCUUCUCACCUUCAUCUCCUCAUGUCAACCCAUCCAAAAAAAACUCAUCACUAAAGUCGGAUACAUCCUUCCCCAUGAUAUCCAUCCAAGAAGAUGAUGUAAAGAAGCAAGUGAGACCUCCUGUGAGCACUGUAACACUUCAAAGGUUGGGAUGUGUUUUGGCGGAAACAAGAAGAGUGGAUAGAGGAUGUGGGAGAUGUGAGAGAAAGAUAUUUUUGAAAAAGGAUAAAAGGGAUUAUAAAAA
Messenger RNA from Cuscuta europaea, 1061 nucleotides. NCBI's taxonomy places the organism in Eukaryota, Viridiplantae, Streptophyta, Magnoliopsida, Solanales, Convolvulaceae. The record is from the annotation of a GenBank genome assembly.